AUGGGUUACAGUCUCAAAGACUGUCUACACAGCAUUCAUGAUCGACUCCAGCAUUUUACACAGCCGUUAUUGCAACCACCGGCUAAACAUGCUCACACUCCUCUCAUUCAGGGAACAGUCCCAAAGGAGACUGCAAUAGCUACUCAUGCCGCGUUAUCAGGCUUGUCACCUGAAAAAGAGAAGAGACUCAGAGAACUCUACGAACGUUUGGACAUAAAUAAUGAUGGCACAGUUGAUAUACGAGAUCUAACAGCAGCGCUGAAACAUGAAAUGCCGCAUAUUCCUACACGGCUGGCUCCGAAACUCUUGGCUCGCAUCUCACCUGGGGAAGACGGCAAUAUCAAUUUCGGAGAUUUUGUCAAAUAUGUGGUUGAACAUGAGAAAACACUGGAGGUCAUAUUUCAGGACCUUGAUAAGAAUAAUGACGGGAUCAUUGACGUUCGAGAGAUUAAAACGUUUUGUAAUGAUCUCGGAAUUCCUCUUGAUGAUAGAAAAGCUCGAGAUAUAUUGCAAAAAGUUUUCGGCGUGUGGCUGUUUAGGAUGUCCGAACAAUCAGACUCGUCGUGUGUAGACCUUUCCGAUUUUCAACAAUUUAUGCUUCUUUACCCAAGCUCUGAUGUCAAAGAUAUGGUCGACUUUUGGCGGCACAAUCUCGUGAUAGACAUUGGAGAGGACAGUCAAGUUCCGGAAGAUUUUACUGACCAAGAAAUGAUAUCUGGAGUGUGGUGGCGGCACUUAGUAGCUGGAGGUGUUGCUGGAUGCAUGUCAAGAACAUGUACAGCGCCUCUUGAUAGGCUCAAGGUGUUCAUGCAGGUGCGUUAUCAAAGUGUGAGGAGCACGCACCUCCUCAAUUGA
This is a messenger RNA of Strongylus vulgaris, 855 nucleotides long. Lineage: Eukaryota; Metazoa; Nematoda; Chromadorea; Rhabditida; Strongylidae. The record is from the annotation of a GenBank genome assembly.